Cylindrotheca closterium is the source of this 1081-nucleotide messenger RNA. The record is from the annotation of a GenBank genome assembly. NCBI's taxonomy places the organism in Eukaryota, Bacillariophyta, Bacillariophyceae, Bacillariales, Bacillariaceae.
AUGGCUGUUGCAAGAGAAACAGAGAUGGCCCAAAACAAGAUUCUCUAUUCUGCAAAGCUCGGCGGGAACAUGCGAAGAUCAGCCUACUUCGAGACAAACAAGAGAACCGUCAAAUCAAACAUCAUGCUGAAGUUUGUGACAAAGGCAAUGGAUAUCAAGCUUCAAGGUGAAGCCAAUUUCACGACUACUCUUGAAGAUCCGAUCGAACUCUUGAAACGUAUUGAACGAUUCAUGAAGAAGAGUGCUGAUGCUGAGUAUGAUUUCUUGGAUUUCUGGGAAGCGAUUCAAAAGUUAUUUGCUAUGAAGCAAGGAACAACAGAAAACUUGAUGCAUUUCAAGCAACAAUUCUUGAGACAGGCUGAAGUCCUGCAAGAUCUAUAUGGCGUGGCCUGGUUCCGAGAUUUUGCAGUCAAGACGAAAGCGUAUGCUGCUAUUGCUAGCACCAAUACUGCUGCUCAAAACAAGUUCAAGGAUGAUAUCUUUGAAGCCGUUCUUGCAACAGGAUUUCUGUGCAACUGGGAUCAAACAAGAACAGCUCCUCUGAUGCUGGAUCUUCAGACGAACUAUUGCAGAGAAGUGGAUUAUUAUCCAAAGACGGUCAGCAAAGCACAAGAUAUGUUGAAAAUUCACAUGGAAGUGAGUAAAAAUCCGGGAGUGAACCUCUACCAAGGAAAAGACCAACCUAAUAAAGGUAAAGGAAAAGGGAAGGGGAAACCGAAGGAUGGAAAGAAGGCAGCAUGUUAUGUAUGUGGCAACAAAGACCAUAUGUCUCCAAAAUGCCCAGACAGACUGCUACCAAAGACCCAAUGGAAGAAUCAGGAUCAAUAUGUUGACUAUGGGAAGAAGCUCAAUCUUAAUCAGAUUGGAGCAACUGUCCCAGCUACUGUUCCAGCUAUAGUUCCUGGAGCUUCAGCGUCCACAAGUGGAGCAUCAAGUGUUGCGGGAAGCGUUAACACACCUUUGCAACUUGCUGGUACUACAGGUAAUCAAAUGAUGCAAGUUCCUUCUGGAAUGCAGCUCAUGCAGAUUCCAACUCAAGGUGGCGGCACUGUUACUGUCCCUUAUUCUAUGAAUGCUAACG